GCGGGGGCCUUUAAGAGGCGCGGCCGGCCAGGACCCGACCUAGACGCGGGCUGCGCCUGGACUUCCCGUCGCUGCACUCGGGCCGCGCCGCAGCGCUCCGGCGCCUCCUCCUCUCGAGACCGCCCUCUGCAGCGAUGGAAGGAGACGGGGAACCAGAGAGCGUGGGCCAGCCGGAGGAGGGGUGCGCGGAGGAGUCCAUCGCCGGGGCGGAGCGCCCCGAGGAAGAGGAGGAGGCGGCGGCGGCGUCCCUGGACGAGCUGCCCGAGCCGCUGCUGCUGCGUGUGCUGUCCGAGCUGCCGGCCGCCCAGCUGGUGCAGGCCUGCCGCCUGGUGUGUCUGCGCUGGAAGGAGCUCGUGGACGGCGCCCCGCUGUGGCUGCUCAAGUGUCAGCAGGAGGGGCUGGUGCCCGAGGGCGGCGCGGAGGACGGGCGCGACCACUGGCAGCAAUUCUACUUCCUGAGCCAGCGGCGGCGCAACCUGCUGCGCAACCCGUGCGGGGAAGAGGACUUAGAGGGCUGGAGCGACGUGGAGCACGGUGGGGACGGCUGGAGGGUGGAGGAGCUGCCCGGAGACAGUGGGGUGGAAUUCGUCCACGAUGAGAACGUCAAGAAGUACUUCGCCUCUUCCUUUGAGUGGUGUCGCAAAGCGCAGGUCAUUGAUCUGCAGGCUGAGGGCUACUGGGAGGAGCUGCUGGACACCACGCAGCCGGCCAUCGUGGCAAAGGACUGGUACUCGGGCCGCAGCGACGCCGGCUGCCUGUAUGAGCUCACGGUGAAGCUGCUGUCGGAGCACGAGGACGUGCUGGCCGAGUUUAACAGCGGGCAGGUAGCAGUGCCCGCAGACGGCGAUGACGCCGAAUGGAUGGAGAUCUCCCACACCUUCACCGACUACGGGCCCGGCGUCCGCUUCGUCCGCUUCGAACACGCGGGGCAGGACUCGGUCUACUGGAAGGGCUGGUUCGGGGCCCGGGUGACCAACAGCAGCGUGUGGGUGGAGCCCUGAGUGACCCCUCCUCCAGCCUCCCCCAGCUGCCCGGGAGGGGCAAGAGCCCGGGGUUAGAUAGCUUUAGUGGUCAGCAGCCUCACCUCCCCCCCCUUGUGCACCCGCCCGCUGCUUCUCCAGCCCAGCCCCCACACCAAGGAGAAAGGGGUUUUGUUGGCGUGUAUUUGCAUCUGGAAAAAUAAGCCGGAUGACGGUGGGGGCCUGCGCUGGGCCCACCGCUGAAUCCCCUGCACCUAGCACAGUGCCUUCCACAAAGUGGGCGCUCAAUAAAUAUUAUUUGUCCAAGAA
This is a messenger RNA of Manis pentadactyla (Chinese pangolin), 1289 nucleotides long. RefSeq names its product F-box protein 2 (gene FBXO2). Gene Ontology annotation, molecular function: ubiquitin protein ligase activity; protein binding. The transcript has 6 exons. NCBI's taxonomy places the organism in Eukaryota, Metazoa, Chordata, Mammalia, Pholidota, Manidae. Bases 135 to 1001 code for a protein of 288 amino acids. The record is from RefSeq and is a predicted model, not a curated record. Gene Ontology annotation, biological process: glycoprotein catabolic process; SCF-dependent proteasomal ubiquitin-dependent protein catabolic process. Gene Ontology annotation, cellular component: cytoplasm; SCF ubiquitin ligase complex.